GCGGCAUGGUACAUUCGAUUUUAUGACGUAUUUCCGGGUCGGCCCAUUUCCCCACGUGAAAACAUUUGACAUUGCAAGAAGCGAAAUGUAGGUUCAAAUCCUUUUUAAAUGCAGAAAAAAAUGGCAUCUUCCGGUGUGCAGCUGUGUCUCAAGCACAGAUUUCUUCUUCGUACCCUCAAGAAAGCGACCACGACCGGCUGCGCUCAAGUUCGUCACUGCUGCACAGUCUUAAGGCCACGGCAACUUCCAAACGUCACUGGGACUCCAACAAAACAUUACCGGCCACAGCUCAUUCGUUUUUACAGUGAUUUGCUUGCCAAACGUGGGGAAACGAAGGAAGACACAAACCAGUUAUUACACGCUAAAAAGGGCGUGGCACUGGAUGAAAGCCCCGCACUAUUAGAUCUGGAUGCGGCCGCUGGAUCGUACGCGCUGGAGGAGAUCAGCGAUGAAGAGGCUGUACGUCUCGCGCCUCUUCCGUCCAUCCCUCCGGUCGCCGCCUCCCUCAGAGACUACGUCGAUCAGUCGGAGACGCUCGCGAAAUUAGUGCAUCUCGGGGUGAACCUGUGGAAGCUGGAGGGGAGGCCCAACGUCGGCUCCAUGCUGCUCAGACUUAACUUCGAUGCCGACGUGGCUCCGAGGAUGCUCUUCCUCAAAGCCCUCGGCGUGGACGACUCCCGUUUGGGCUACGUCAUCACGCAGAACCCGUUCUUCCUCACGGAGGAUUUGGAAAACCUCCGUGCCAGGGUGAACUAUCUCAAGUCCAAGAAGUUCACAUCCGAGAAUGUCGCGUCGAUGGUUUCCAGAGCUCCUUAUCUUCUCAACUUCAGCGUGAAGAGGCUGGACAACCGGCUGGGUUUCUACCAGCAGCAGCUGGGCCUCAGCGCGUCCAAUACUCGCAACGUUGUCUCGCGUCUGCCAAGAUUAUUGUGCGGGAGUUUGGAGCCUGUUAAAGAAAAUCUAAAGGUGUGUGAAAUUGAACUCGGCUUCAAGGCCAAUGAGAUCCAGCACAUCGUCUUGGCCGUCCCCAAAAUUCUGACGGCCAACAAGCGGAAGUUGACGCAAAUAUUCGACUUCCUCCACAACACCAUGAAGGUGCCGCAUCACCUCAUCGCCAAGUCCCCGCAGGUCUUGAACACCAAGUUCUUGCGUAUAAAAGAGCGCCACCUGUUCCUGGAGUACCUGGGAAGGGCUCAGUACAACCCGGAUCAGGCCAACUACGUUUCCCUGGAACGUCUGGCGUCGUCUCCGGAUGAUACUUUUUGCGCCGAGGUUGCUUUGGCCUCGCCGGAAGAUUUUUUCUUGUUCCAAAAGACACUUUAAACCUCACUGAAGAAGACUGAUAAUAUGUAUUGAAACCAUUAAAGGACACAUUCACAAUUUCAA
Syngnathoides biaculeatus (alligator pipefish) is the source of this 1386-nucleotide messenger RNA. RefSeq names its product mitochondrial transcription termination factor 3 (gene mterf3). Gene Ontology annotation, cellular component: mitochondrion. Lineage: Eukaryota; Metazoa; Chordata; Actinopteri; Syngnathiformes; Syngnathidae. The transcript is spliced from 8 exons. Gene Ontology annotation, molecular function: double-stranded DNA binding. The record is from RefSeq and is a predicted model, not a curated record. Bases 109 to 1323 code for a protein of 404 amino acids. Gene Ontology annotation, biological process: regulation of DNA-templated transcription; mitochondrial ribosome assembly.